This is a messenger RNA of Python bivittatus (Burmese python), 4698 nucleotides long. It is a transcript of the gene GNS, whose product is annotated as glucosamine (N-acetyl)-6-sulfatase. NCBI's taxonomy places the organism in Eukaryota, Metazoa, Chordata, Lepidosauria, Squamata, Pythonidae. Gene Ontology annotation, biological process: glycosaminoglycan metabolic process. Gene Ontology annotation, molecular function: glycosaminoglycan binding; N-acetylglucosamine-6-sulfatase activity. The record is from RefSeq and is a predicted model, not a curated record.
AUCAGAAGAGAGGAGGCGAGGGGGAGAAGGAGAAAUAGGGAAGCGCGCCACGCCUCCUCGUCUCGCGACUCUCUUGCGCGGUCCGAUGCUUUGCCUGAUCUCCGCGUCUGGCUCGGAUGCAAGGAUGGCUGCAGCCUCCGCCGCUCUCGCCCGGCCUCUGCUGCUCCUGCUGGCCCUCGGGUCCACCGCUUGGGUCGGCGCUGGAGCAGGGGCAGCGGGUCUCAGCGGGGCGCAGAAGCCCAAUGUGGUGCUGAUUCUGACAGACGACCAGGACGUCUACUUGGGGGGAAUGACACCUUUGAAAAAGACCAAUGCUCUUAUUGCAGAAAUGGGCAUAACUUUCUCAAAUGCAUAUGUACCCAGUGCACUGUGCUGUCCUAGUAGAGCCAGCAUCUUGACAGGAAAAUAUCCGCACAAUCAUCAUGUUGUAAAUAAUACUUUGGAAGGAAAUUGCAGCAGCAAAUCCUGGCAGAAGAUUCAAGAGCCAUAUACCUUUCCAGCUCUCCUCAAGUCUGAAUGUGGCUAUCAAACGUUUUUUGCUGGAAAAUACCUGAAUGAGUAUGGAGCAGAGGAUGCAGGAGGAAUUGGCCAUGUUCCUCCUGGAUGGAGUUUUUGGUAUGCCUUGGAAAAAAAUUCCAAAUAUUAUAACUACACACUUUCAGUAAAUGGAAAAGCACGUAGGCAUGGCGAGAACUACAGUGUGGAUUAUCUGACAGAUGUACUGGCCAAUAUGUCCUUGGAUUUUCUGGAAUAUAAAUCCAGCUUUGAGCCAUUUUUCAUGAUGAUAGCAACUCCGGCACCACACUCACCUUGGAUAGCUGCUCCUCAGUACAAGAAGAGUUUUGAGAAUGUCAGUGCUCCUAGAAACAAUAACUUCAAUAUCCAUGGAAAGGACAAACAUUGGCUUAUCAGACAAGCAAAGACUCCAAUGACAAAUUCAUCAAUACAAUUUCUAGACGAUGCUUUUAGGAAAAGAUGGCAGACACUUCUGUCAGUGGAUGAUCUAGUAGAAAAACUUGUGAAAAAGCUAGAAUUUCACAGAGAGCUGGAUAAUACAUAUAUUUUUUACACAUCAGACAAUGGAUUUCAUACAGGCCAGUUUUCGUUGCCUAUUGACAAACGGCAGCUGUAUGAAUUUGAUAUUAAAGUUCCAUUGCUUGUUCGAGGUCCAGGAGUCAAACCCAACCAGACAAACAAGAUGCUUGUGGCGAACAUUGAUUUGGGUCCCACUAUUUUAGAUAUUGCAGGCUAUGAUCUAAAUAAAACCCAGAUGGAUGGGAUGUCAUUGUUACCAUUGCUGAGAGGAGAAAUAAACAAGACCUGGAGAUCAGAUGUUUUGGUUGAAUACCAAGGAGAAGGCCAUAACAGCAGUGAUCCUACUUGUCCUGCCCUUGGGCCUGGUGUUACUCAUUGUUUUCCAGACUGUGUUUGUGAAGAUGCAUAUAACAAUACUUACGCAUGUGUAAGGACGCUAUCGACUUCAUGGGAUCUGCAAUACUGUGAAUUUGAUGACCGUGAGGUGUUUGUUGAAGUUUACAACCUGACUGCAGACCCACACCAGAUUACUAAUAUUGCAAAAACAAUAGAUCAAGAAAUUUUAGAAAAAAUGAAUUAUCGGCUAAUGAUGUUGCAGUCCUGUUCUGGAACAACUUGCCGCACACCAGGAGUCUUCGAUGCAGGGUAUAAGUUCAACCCACAUCUGAUGUUUGGUAACCAAGGAAUUCAGACUCGCAGAUUUCUUACACCUUCACUGUAGCUGUACCUGCCACCUUGUUUGUUGCCAAGUCCAUUUCUUCGAAAUGACUGCAGAAAACUGCCUAAUACAUUCUGAUGUCUUGAGAGACUUGAUCAGCUGGUCAAACAGUCUCUGGCCAUGCGUUAAAGACAUGAUCUAUCCUAGUCUACUCAAAUCUGAUUACCACGCAAAAUGUUUCAUCUGAAGUUAAAUAUUAAUUUGGGAUGUGAAUCUGAAUGUCCUUGUUUGGUCUUGUUAUAUACACAGAGGUUAGGAUUGCUGUCUCCUAUUUACAACCACUACCUAACAGGCUUUUAAAAAGAUACAGUGUGCAUCUCAGUACUGCUUCCAUUCUGAAUCUGGUGAAUUAAAUUAAGCAGGUUAGUUGCCAUUUGUUUUCUUCUCUGCUUUUCGGGGUUCACCUGGAACCAGUGGCUAGAAUCUGUGCCUGCUAUUGUCAGAUAUUACGCAUGUGUAUUACCUACAGAAUCAGCUCAAAAUUUUGAGUCAUAAUCAAGUUAACCAUUAAAUGAAAAUUCCCCCCCCCCAAAACACCUGUAUCUUUGCUUGGAAUGUACACUAAAGUAGUACAAGUCCCAUGAUAAAAUUAUACUGCAUACCACUCUGAAUAUUUAAACAGGAACUUGGACCUAUUUGUUAGAAGAGAAAGUAUACCUAGAUACAAUAACUAAAAUGAAAAUUGCAUUAUAGCAUCAGGUGCACAAAUUCCUUACAUUCUAGGACAGCUUUUUUCACUGAUUACAUUUGCACUCAAUCCUAAGCUGGAUGGCUAUUACAUUGGAGCACAUUUGUAUUCUUCACUUGUAAUGCAAUGCAUUUUUGUACUGCAUAGUCCUUAAGAAAAUGCCUUCACAAACAGCUGGUCACUGCGUAAUUGCUAAAAAAGGAGCUUUCAGAAUGGAUUUCUUGCAAAUGACAUGGAACCUGUCUUGGCCAAAGCAGCAGUCAAAGGCUGUUUCUCAAAAGAAAACUUGUAUCUUUAUGACAAUCUGUCUAUUAAAACAGAUAUAACUCUUAUGGUGGAUAGAUGUGAAAUAUGAUUGUUUCAUCUGAUAACUUAUGAAAUAACUUAGUUUCUCGGGAUAGGUAAAUAGCAUAUAUUAAGAUAAGAGCAAAUGAAAUAGACAGUUGAACAUUUAAUCAGGAGUGCAGCUCCUCUAAGUGCCAUUUCUUCCCAUCCUUAUCCUUUGGUGAAUCUUGUGCUUUGAUUUAUUGCAGCUGAACAUGUUCAAGCUUUUGUGUUGUAUCUUUAGUUUCAUCAAUUUAUAGAGAUUGUUAAGGAUCUAAAUCAAACAGCACAUGGCAAAAGCUGACAUGAGGUUGCAUCCAAGCAUCCUUGAGGUAUAACAACUGAAAUUGGGGGCACAUAUUACUCAUGCUUCUAGCUUAUUUCAAUGCAUAUGCUGUCGACUAUGAUCAGGUCUGGACUUAAUAGUUGGAUGAUUGUGAAAUCAGAUUUUACCAUCACAUUUAAUGCUUUCAAAGUUCCAGCAGAUUUUAAGUCUCAAGAAAGUGAUUUAAUUUCCCAUACAUGUAAAGUGACUGAUCCCUAACAUACACUUUGAUGUACUAUAGGUUUAUGCCUAGCAAAAUACUUAUUUUUAUGCCUGGGUCAGAGCAAAGUUGUAGUAUUAUAUCUUCCCUUCAUGCUAUGGUGGCUAACCAUGCAGAAGCAGUGCAAAACCUAGAACAGACAAAUUCAGUUCUGAACUGUUUCUUAUCUUAAUCUUGUUUUCCUUGUGUACAACUACUAUAGAAAUCCACUGAUGAAUAUGCCUGUAAAACACUUUUAAAUUAAGUAGCAAUGUAAGGAGAACAUGGAGUUAGACAUAAAAUUAACAUACUGUGAAAUAUUUUGAUAGUUUUGCUAAAGUUUCAUAUGGUUGCAACUUCAGUAUGAAAACCGGGCAUAUUUUUGAAGAUUUCAGGUUGUUUCCAAAGAAUCAAGACAGAAAAAUACAGAUUUGGAUUUGAUAACCAUCUGAGCCUGAAUGAGAAAUAGCAUUAAGGUACUUCUAUGUAAUAGUUACUGAACAUUUAUCUUUCUAUGCCCCUGAUUUAAUCACUUUAACAAAAAUGAAAAUUAUAAACACUAUAAUUACAUACAAUGCAUUAAUGUUUUGGUAGUUGUCUACCUGCGCCUUACUACGAAGUUACUAUGCUACUGUUGGAUACUGAAAUAGGCCUUAUAGAGUAUUAGUUGUAAUAUGUAAGUGUAACUUAUUCAUACAUAAAAGGGAAGACAUGCUUGGCAAUUACAUGCAAGCAGCCAUUCAGUAGGGAAUUUUUCUGCCUGGCAAGCUGGUACUAACACACUUGUUUGAUAAAUGGAACUGUUGCCAUGUUUCAUAAGCAUCCUGAGUUGAUGUAACUGCUACAUUGGAUUUUGUUGUGCGUAUGCAAACACUUUGCAGGAACAAAUGCAAAUUAGUUUUAUUAAUUCAACUGGAAGGGCUAAGUAAUGUUUUCCCCACACUAUGCUAAAAACAGCUGCUCCUCUUUUUAAAAACCAUGAUCCAAAAGCAAAUGCUUUAAAUGACAAACUGCCCUUGGAGAUGCUCUAUCUGAUAAUCUAAGAGUCACUGCAUCAACUGUAUGCGACUUCAGGUUUCCAGGUGCUUUUAUGGCAAUCAGACUUCUUUUGUCCUACAUUGAUUAACAUUAAAAACUAGCGGUAGCUUUGUUUGCAAUGCUGCUUGAAGCCAUAACAGUCACGUAGGUUUUUUUAUCGUAAGAAAUGUCAUUAAUGUGUCUGUGCAAUACGGCAACUGUACAUAUAUGUUCUCUUCCUCUUCAGUAUUUUGAUUAGAAAGUGCCCUUUCAAGGCCCCUGUAUAUUGCUGCACACUUUUCAGAGAUUAAACUUGUCUACAAUAAAGUGUUUGAGCAUUAAAAACCAAUGCACUAAGCCUGCUACUAUAAUAAAUCUAAUAACUAAUUCAA